AUGAUGAUGACUGGCCGUGUGCUGCUGGUGUGUGCCCUCUGCGUGCUGUGGUGCGGUGCCGGCGGUAGAUGUGACGAGGAGGUGGUGGAGAUUCCUGUUGGUGGUGGUAAAGUUGCUGUGGGGUCGACUGGAACUUCAACGCCAGGAUCAGAUAGCUUAGAUCCAACAAAAGGUUUGCCCAAGGUUAAUCAAUCAACAGAAAAGUCUGAAGGAAAAUCCUUGGAAGGAAAAGAAGUUAAAAAUGAUCAACUGUUUGUUGCUCCUGGAGUGGAGGGUGAAGAUAGAAGCCCUUCAGAGCAAUUAGAAGAACGUUUGAAAAAUGCUCCAGAACAAGGAAAAACAAAGCCAGAAAUACAAAAUAAAGAACAGGAAGUAGGGCAACCGCCAAAAUCGCAAUUAAAUGUACUACAGCAACCGCAGCCACAACCGCCAUCAGCACCGCAGCCACACACUCCUGCCUCAGAAAGGGGUGAAGGUGUUGGCGAGAACAGUAAGGGUGGAGAAGGUCAGUCCUCAUUGGGAGUGGAAAAUAGUGGAAACGAGGAUCCAGAGAACCCCAGAGAAGAAGACUUAUUAAAGAGUCCAGGUACAAAAUCAGAAAGCAGUGAACAGGUCCAAACGACAGUGCCAGACACAGUACCGCCGGAGCACAAAACCCAAAAUGAAGUGUUAACUCCGGAACAAAAGACGAAUGAAAGCCAAAGCACGGAUACAUCCACGAACCUACCCGAAACACAAAAGGAAAAUAAAGAAUAUUCUGCCUCCACGGAAAGUACGGCGCAGAGUACAUCAACUGGCAGUCAAGAACAAGAAACUGAGCCAUCUACAAGCGAAGAACCUUCCCCUUUUGAGGAGGAACACUCCACAGGGACGAAGACAUCUGAGGAUGCUCGAACUCCGGAUGCUGCAGCAACAGAAAAACGCCAAACUGGCGAUAAUGAAAAGGUUGGCGACAGCGACAGCAGCACCGCGGUCUCCCACACCACCUCCCCUCUUUUGCUUCUUCUUCUUGUUGCGUGUGCGGCUGCGGUGGUGGCCGCGUGA
Molecule: messenger RNA, 1044 nt
Organism: Trypanosoma cruzi
Lineage: Eukaryota; Euglenozoa; Kinetoplastea; Trypanosomatida; Trypanosomatidae
Product: mucin-associated surface protein (MASP), putative
Exons: 1
Coding region: 1-1044 (347 amino acids)
Source: RefSeq, a predicted model, not a curated record